Molecule: messenger RNA, 1938 nt
Organism: Penicillium lagena
Lineage: Eukaryota; Fungi; Ascomycota; Eurotiomycetes; Eurotiales; Aspergillaceae
Product: glycoside hydrolase family 154 protein
Exons: 3
Coding region: 1-1938 (645 amino acids)
Source: RefSeq, a predicted model, not a curated record
AUGUCGGUCCAGGCCAACGGCAAAACGCGUCCCCAGGCGUUCAGCGCAUCACCAUUUCAAUCAAGAUCUGAUUUUCAAGAUGCAUGCCGCGCCAUUCUGGAUCCGCUUGUCCCUCAUUUCACCCCGGGGGGCAGCCGCGUCAAGAUAGGGUCGUCCACCACUCGGUUCGACGAGGGCGGUGCGCAGAUCGAAGGAUAUGCGCGGCCACUUUGGGGUCUAGCAUCCUUGCUGGCUGGUGGUUAUGAAUACCCUGAGGCUGCCCUCUGGAGAGAGGGCAUUAUCAACGGCACGGAUCCAGAGAGCCCCGAGUUUUGGGGUGAGAUUGAGGAUCUUGAUCAGCGCAUGGUUGAAAUGUGUCCCAUUGGGUUUACAUUGGCCGUGGCACCUCAUGUCUUCUGGGAUCCAUUGACGGAUAAGCAGAAAGGCAAUGUGACAAAGUGGUUAAAUAGUAUUAAUGAGCGCGAAAUGCCUAAUACCAACUGGCUGUGGUUCCGUGUCUUCGCAAAUCUUGGUCUCAGACAAAAUGGUGCUGAAUACUCUUUAUCGCGCAUUGAGGCUGACAUGGAUCAUUUGGACACUUUCCAUGUUGGUGGCGGUUGGAGUAACGAUGGCCCAAAGAGCCACCACCAAAUGGACUAUUACUCUGGGUCCUUUGCCAUUCAGUUCCUGCAGCUGCUUUAUGCCAAGCUCGCGGGAGACUUUGACUCCGAGCGAGCUGCGAGAUAUCGCGACCGGGCCAGGGACUUUGCUAAAGAUUUUGUGCACUACUUCGAUCCCGAUGGAAGUUCAAUACCUUUCGGACGAUCAAUGACCUAUCGCUUUGCAAUGGUUGGCUUCUGGGGUGCUUUGGGGUUCGCAGAUGUUGAUCUUCCAGCGCCUUUGACCUGGGGCGUUGUAAAGGGUAUCCUGCUCCGUCAUUUUCGGUGGUGGUCAACACAAGAGGACAUAUUCAGCAGCGACGGCACCUUGAACCUGGGGUACUCGUAUGCCAACACAUACCUGACAGAGAACUACAAUUCUCCGGGAUCGCCAUACUGGUGCUGUCUCGCAUUCACCCCAUUGGCACUGCCGGAAACACAUCCUUUCUGGUCCGCUGAAGAGGAGCCAUAUCCAAGCGCCGCACUGCCCAAGAUUGCAGUCCUCAAAUACCCCAAGCACAUUAUCGUUCGUCAGGGUGGACACUCAUUCUUAAUGUCGUCCGGGCAAGCGUGUCACUAUCCGCUGAAAGCGACGCAGGCCAAAUACGGAAAGUUUGCUUAUAGUGCAGCCUUCGGGUAUUCUGUGCCCACAGGCUCCUAUAUGCUAGAGCAGCACGCACCAGACAGCAUGCUUGCACUGUCUGAAGAUGGUGGCGAGAUUUGGCAGACGCGAAGAAUAGCGCUCGACGCCCGAUUCGAGGAACCGGACCCUAAUGGGCCACCUGUUCUGGUCUCGAGCUGGAAACCAUGGCCAGAUGUGGACGUAGAGACAAUCUUGAUCCCAUUGACAGGGGACUACGAGAACUGGCAUCUACGUGCCCACCGUGUGCGUACCAGACGCGAUCUGCAAACUUCGGAAGGUGCUUUUGCGAUCUAUGGGUGCCGCAGUGAUAAUGGACGCAUGCUGGGACCGAUGACUGGAGAAGCAGAUGAGGGGACAAGGAAAGAUAAUCGCAGUGCGCUGGUUGUUUCUUCUGCAGGUGCUGUUGGUAUUGUCGAACUGCAGUCGACAGUUGCCCGAGAAGGGCAAAACGUGCUGGCAGACCCUAACUCGAACCUCAUCCAUGGGCGAACACUUCUGCCGUCACUGCAAAUGGAUUUGACUGCUGGUCAAGACUGUUGGUUCGUGUCCGCUGUGUGUGCUUUGCCAUCCCGGCCCGAUCAGAAGAACUGGCGAUCAGUCUGGGAGAGCAAGCCCACGAUUCCAGCAUGGCUCGAGAAGAAAAUGGCUCAAAUUUAG